AACUCACACAAAUUCAAGCCCAUUUCAAUUUGUUAAAAAACUUUUUUUUAGAAAAAAGAUUAAAAAUUUGAUCCUCAAGCUUUAACAAAUCAAGCAAAACCCAAUGGCAACAAGAACAACAUUGUCAUCUCACUCUCCCCAAUCUCUCUCCUCACUCCUCUUAAGCCCUCUUCACCUUGUCAAAAAAUACUCCUACAAAAACACACAACUCCAAAUCCCACAAAUCCAGCGAAAGCCCAGAACUAACCUCUUCAUUACUAGAGCAAUGAAAGCUGUUGUUCAACGUGUCACCUCCGCCAGCGUUCAGGUUGACGGCCGCAUUGUUUCUGAGAUUGGCCCUGGAAUCCUAGUCCUCAUUGGCAUUCACGAAUCCGACACGGAUUCCGACUCCAAUUACAUAUGCAGGAAGGUGUUAAACAUGAGAUUAUUCCCAAAUGAGAAUACAGGUAAAGCUUGGGAUCAAAGUGUUAUGCAGAAAAAUUAUGAGGUUUUAUUAGUGAGCCAAUUUACACUGUAUGGAACAUUGAAGGGUAACAAGCCAGAUUUUCAUGUGGCAAUGCCUCCGCAAAAAGCGAAACCAUUCUACGAGUCUGUGGUGGAGAAUUUCCGCAAGGGUUACAACCCUGACUUGAUCAAAGAUGGCAUAUUUGGAGCAAUGAUGAAGGUCAAUUUGGUUAAUGAUGGACCAGUAACUUUGCAACUGGAAUCACCACAGACAUCUAAGAGAAACAAUGAUGCAGAAGAACCAUAACUUUGCCUUUGUCAUACAUGGUUAUUGGAUCAGAAGUUAAACUCGCGUUCAAGUGUUUAUAAGAAACUUGUUCUUGUGCUGUUGAAUCUAAUGCAAAAGUAGCACUUGGGCAGCUUUUAACAGCAACUCGGGAAUUGCAGAAUGAUACUAUUGUAACUUUUUCAAGUGAAUUGAUCAUCAUAUUUUUCCUUGUACUGAAUUAAUUCGAUAAUUGCUUGUCUAUCAUAUAUGUCAUAGAUUUAGUUCAACAUAAAUAGAAAAGAAUGGAUUUUUACUA
Molecule: messenger RNA, 1028 nt
Organism: Spinacia oleracea (spinach)
Lineage: Eukaryota; Viridiplantae; Streptophyta; Magnoliopsida; Caryophyllales; Amaranthaceae
Exons: 7
Coding region: 104-751 (215 amino acids)
Biological process (GO): tRNA metabolic process
Cellular component (GO): cytoplasm
Molecular function (GO): D-tyrosyl-tRNA(Tyr) deacylase activity
Source: RefSeq, a predicted model, not a curated record